This is a messenger RNA of Telopea speciosissima, 1544 nucleotides long. RefSeq names its product cytochrome P450 71B34-like. The transcript has 2 exons. NCBI's taxonomy places the organism in Eukaryota, Viridiplantae, Streptophyta, Magnoliopsida, Proteales, Proteaceae. Gene Ontology annotation, molecular function: heme binding; iron ion binding; oxidoreductase activity, acting on paired donors, with incorporation or reduction of molecular oxygen. The record is from RefSeq and is a predicted model, not a curated record. The coding region runs from base 1 to 1503 and encodes 500 amino acids.
AUGAUUCCUAUUUCCACCAUGCCACUAUGGCUUCUCCCCCUUCUAGUUCUCCUUCCAUUGAUUCUCAUUCUAAAGAGCAAACAAGUGAAGAGAACAAACCUUCCUCCUGGCCCUCCUAAGCUUCCCAUCAUAGGUAACUUGCACCAACUUGGUGAGCUGCCUCACCGCUCUCUACAGCAACUCUCUAAGGAAUAUGGUCCAAUUAUGCAUUUGGAACUUGGGUUCAUGCCUACAGUAGUUGUCUCAUCUGCUGAAAUGGCAAGUGAGAUCAUGAAGUCUCAUGAUCUUGAUUGUUGCAGUAGGCCUGAUUUGAUGGGCCCUAGGAAGCUCUCAUACAACUUCUUAGACAUUACUUUUGCACCUUACAAUGAGUACUGGAGGGAGAUGAGGAAGGUUGCUGUUCUAGAGCUUUUCAGUGUGAAGAGGGUUCAAUCUUUUCAUUUGAUUAAAGAAGAGCUAGUUGCUUCAAUGAUUAGCUCAAUUUCGAAAUCUUCUUUAUCAUCAACUCCUAUUAAUCUGAGUGAGAUGCUCUUUACCCUUACUGAUGAUAUAACUUGUAAGAUUGCUUUUGGUAAGAGUUACAAGGGGAGAGAAUUUGAUAAUGGGAGGUUUGGAAAAGCUAUUAAUGAAGCCAUAGCUAUCUUGGGUACCUUCUCUGGCACCGAUUUUUUCCCUUAUGUAGGGUGGAUCAUGGACAAGUUCACUGGACUCGAUGGAAGGCGUGAGAAGUGCUUCCUUGAAUUUGAUAAAUUCUACCAAAAUGUGAUUGAUGAACAUGUCAACAGUGAGAGAGCUGAAUCAGAGCAUGAAGACAUUGUUGAUGUCUUGCUCAAAGUAGGAAGGGAUCAUAAAGUUGCAGGUUCUCUCACCCAUGAUCAUAUCAAAUCAAUCCUCAUGGAUUUAUUUUUAGCUGGAGUAGACACUAGUGCUGCUACAGUAGAGUGGGCAAUGGCAGAGCUUGUUAAGAAGCCAGAAGUGAUGAAGAAAGUACAAGAUGAGAUUAGAAGCACUGUGGGAAAGAAAGAAAUGAUUGUUGAAGCAGACAUUGAUCAGCUUAAAUUCCUUAAAUUGGUGGUAAAAGAGACUCUAAGAUUGCAUGCUCCAGGCCCUCUAUUGCUCCCAAGAGAAGCCAUGAACCAAUUUACCAUUAACGAAUAUAACAUUUACCCCAAAACAAGGAUCCAAGUGAAUGCUUGGGCAAUAGGGAGAGAUCCAAAAUAUUGGGUGAACCCAGAAGAUUUCAAUCCAGAGAGGUUCAUGAAUAGCUCAAUUGAUUUUAAGGGAGCACAUUUUAUGUUCUUGCCUUUUGGAGCAGGUCGAAGAAUGUGUCCUGGUAUGCACUUUGGUCUUUCAACAGUUGAGCUAACACUCGCAAAUCUUCUGUAUUCCUUUGACUGGGGACUUUCUGAUGGGAUGAAGAAGGAAGAUAUAGAAAUGGAUGAGCAAGCAGGUCUUGUUGUUCAUAAGAAAGCUCCUCUUUACCUUAUGCCUAUUAAAAAUUAAUUUGAUGGCAUGGCCCCUUGAGAGGAAUCCUAUUUGCAUUA